AUGGGAUGCUAAGAGUCUACUCCUAAGCAUAUGUAAGAUUUUACAAUUAAAAUAUGUAAGGGUAGUGUAAUUGGAGCUUAUGUCGGAGAUGCAGCUGGAGGAGUUUUGGAGUUUAUGAGGUCGAUUACUAGAAACUAGGUUUUAAAUGCACUUACUUUUCCUGGUGGAGGGGCAAUGAGACUUGGCUAAGGCUAAAUUACAGAUGACUCUGAAAUGGCUUAAUGUAUACUAUAUGGCAUUUUAGAGCAAUAAAGAAUUUCGAAAACUAAAAAUUUAGUUUUAGAUUUAGAUAACAUAACUAAAUAUUAUGGAACAUGGAUGAGAUGCGCUUUUGAUAUUGGAAACACAACUAGAAAUGCUCUUAAAGUAAUAGAUCCGGAAAAUCCAUCACCUUUGGAUGUAUUUCAUAAUGUAGCUACAAAUUCAACAAGUCAUUCAACUAGUAAUGGAUGCCUUAUGAGAAUUACACCUUAAGCAGUGUGGGGACAUAAUCUAAGUAAUUAAGAUUUAAAAAUUGCAGUAGAGCUGUAGACUAAUCUCACUCAUUCAGUUCCUAAGGUAGUUGAUGCUUGCUAUAUAUAUUGUUUAGCAAUAAAGCAUCUCAUUCACUAUCCAGGUGAUGCAAGAGGUGCUUACAACUUUGCUAAAUAAGAGUCUACAAAAAUUCUAAGUUGGUUUGAGAAUAUUGAGAUUGAAAACCUUCCUAAUCCACAAAAAAAUAUCGGGCAAAGUGAAAUCGCAUUUUCUUAUGCAUUUUAUUACUUAAGGAAAGUCAUAACAUAAUAAGAUCUAAGCUUUGAAAAGAUUAUGGAAGAUACUCUAUUUCUUGGAGGAGAUACAGAUACAAAUGCAGCUAUUGUUGGAGGACUAUUAGGAGCGUAUUUCGGUGUGAAGAGAAUACCUACUAAUUGGAUCAACAGUAUUCUAAAUUUUGAUAAAACAAAAAAUGACCGUUCUCAAAUUGGUCAAUAAAAUUCAGGUAUUGCAAGACCUUAAUUUCUAAUACCAAAGCACAAUCUGAUUAAUGAUUUAGAUAUUUUGGUGAAAAAUGCUCCAACUAAACUUUCAGUAAAGUAUAUGGGAAGAAUUUACACAAAUCAAGACUCUAUUAAAAAUAUUUUAAAUGAAGCAAGAAACCAAAGGAUAGCACAAAUUGUCUGA
This is a messenger RNA of Stylonychia lemnae, 1161 nucleotides long. The record is from the annotation of a GenBank genome assembly. Lineage: Eukaryota; Ciliophora; Spirotrichea; Sporadotrichida; Oxytrichidae.